Molecule: messenger RNA, 1313 nt
Organism: Micropterus salmoides (largemouth bass)
Lineage: Eukaryota; Metazoa; Chordata; Actinopteri; Centrarchiformes; Centrarchidae
Exons: 12
Coding region: 99-1313 (404 amino acids)
Source: RefSeq, a predicted model, not a curated record
UGCUUUGACAUUACUUCAUCCAAAGAAAGGUAAGAAGUAAAAAACCUGCAGUGACUGGAUCACACAUCCUGUCUGACCCUUAAUGCCAUCAAAAGAACAUGAACUGGAUGACUUUGGUAUUUUUUGUGGGCCUUCUGUGGAUUUUUCAUGUUUCUUCAAAAAACUGCAAUCAGUGCACUAAAGUCAAAUGUGAAAAACUCACAACAUGUUUGACCACGACCACUGACUAUUUGUUUGUUGCUGAUAACUUCAGUGGUGUCAUUGAUGCAGGACAAUAUUGGAAUCACAGAAAAAAUGGUUGCAUAAUAUUUCUGCAGGAAAAUGCUACAGGAAGACCAAUGUGGAGUGAACAGUCGCCUCAAUUGCAGACAAAGAAUGGUGCCUAUGUACUGCAGAUUUUAAAAGGGAAAAUCAACAAUAAAAGACGUCUGUAUAUCCUGCAAGGAAAGAAAUGCAACGUCACAGUAUCUGGCCUCACAGAUUCAACAUGCAUCUUCAAUCAGAAUGUCACAGGACCUUGCCAGGUUAGAUGUUUGGAUACAGAAACCAUAUGUAAACAGUCUACUUAUGAUGAACAGAAGUGCACCAACAUGGGUGGAAACGGCGUGGACGAGUACUUCAUCAAAAUCACAGCACCAGAAGAAAACUGUCUCAACUGUGUUAAGCCAGUGAGGGGCCCAGAUAUUAGACUUGAUACAGAGAAACUCAAAGAUCUCAAUAUAACAGUAACAAUUCAAGCAGGAAAACCAGUUGAUGCUACCCAAGCUGCUAAAAUGAUGGACAACAUGGCCAACCUUGCCGCCACCAUCAAUGUAUCUUCAGCUGAACUGAAUGUGGGAGAAGGAGUCACGGGUAUCUUAAAGAGAGAAACGGACCCCACGAGCAUAGACAAUGUCUUCUUUGCUUAUAAGUCUCCAAAUGACAGUAUAAGUAUUAUAGACAACACAGAUACUAUGGCCACAUUUUCAAGAUCAGUUACAGUGCCAAAAGAAGCAUUUGAAAAAUCUUUCAGUUCGAAUGUUAGUGUCGUAUUUGCAGUUCUUAUGCGAUUCACCAAUCUGGCCAAGGAUGCAAAGAACAGCAUGGUUUUAGGUAAUGAGGUUUUAGCAGUUGAAAUGGGAGCCAAUAUCACCAAUCUCACAGACAAAAUAAACAUCAAUUUUCAGAAUUUGACAUACAAAGGAAUUCCAUCUUGUCAAUCAUGGGAUGGUCAAGGAAGCCGACCAAACUGGACCAGUGACGGAUGUCUGACAAUACAAAAUGGAGAGAACAUUACAUGCCAGUGUUCCCAUUUGACAUUUUUGCUAUCUUAA